GACCCGUCUGGUGAAGUAUGGUUAAAUAACCCCAUGACAAACACAUUGAAAUAUGUAGGCCUUCAUCUAGCAGUGGAUUGACAAAGGCCUACAUAUUUUCAUCAUCAUUAAAAACCGAAUUAAAAAUUAAACUACUUCCUUGGCUUAAAAAUAUUGGGUUCGCUAAGUAGUACUGCUUUACAACAAAAUGAAUAUAGGCAUGUAGUACCAAUAACCCAUCUGUUUUAAUUAUAGCACGUGACAGGGGAAAGCGUUAUCUGUCUGUAUUUAUCCUGCAGUGUUCCAGAGUCGUGUAUUACUUAGGCAAAUUGAAAUGAAGGCGAUCGCGCGCUUUAUUAUAAUUGUGUUUGCAGGAACAUUGCCCGAUCGAUUUAAACAAAUAAAAGUGCGUUCCCGCUCAGAGUGAGUUGCAGAACUCAUCUCCAAAUUACAACUCAAAGAAAGUGGUGGUAAUUCCACAUUCAUAUGGUAGCGGACCACUUUAUCCCUGACAAGCACCAUCAAUAGACUAAAGGAUUCGGUCGUUUAUGAGUGACUGGCGGAUUAAGGCUCCCCCCGCCCCCCACGCCUUGUCGGUGAUGGAUGUUGUUUGACUAUACUUCACCACGCUGGUCACUACGGGUUGGCAAAGCGAGAGUUCCGAGGACAGGUUAAGAUAUUCCACUCGCCGCUGAUAUUGGGCCGCUGAGCAUAUUACAACUCUACCACCUGCACUUUGCAUUUCCUUUAUGAUAUAACAGCUUAUAUAUCAGCAAAUAGCAACAAUGGCAUAUGGUUUUACGUGCACCUGUUUGCUUUGCCUAAGUCGCGGAAGAGGGCUGGGGAGUAAUUUGUUGAGCAAUCUGUGUAAUAGACCGUGAAACUAAUCGAGUCGUGCGCGUAAGCAAACCGCACGGCGUAAUUAAUCCGUGCAAUUGAUUGCACGGAUGCUGGGGCCAGACGUGAGGACGGAGGGCUAUAAAUGAGGAGCGGACCACUCUGUGAGUUCACGAACCUGCCUCCGGCACCCCCGACUCUCGCCGCACAUUCGCUAACCAGCAGCACGUCCGGCAAGUAUUGACGCUGACGACGCCACCCUCUGAGCAAUAUAUGUCGACCGCUCCGCAGGAAGGGGUGACAAGUGCCGUUGUUUCUCCCGCGUGCGUUUUCGAGCCGCUGUGUCCCGUGUUGUUCGGCGUGAUGUCCCCGCCUCGUGAAGCGAAACGUCGGACGUCGUUGCAGUAGUGGUGUUUACGAAUUUAUUUGCGUGCAUUUUCUUUUUCACGUGCGUUUGAAAGUUCAUGUCGCGGUUGCACUGCGAGCCCAGCGAAACCUGAGUUCGAUUUCCAGUCAUGGUCAACGUCAGCGGCGAAUAUCCGAACCAGUUAUGGGCCUCCAUUAGCUCGACUCAGUCUUAAAUGAGUACCUGCUUGAUGCGGUGUAUAAACAAUACAAUUCAGGAGACAAAUGCAGCCGGGCGUGGUGCUGGUCACAUCAACCUCCUCCUACAUCAUGGCAGCCGAAGUAAAUGCUUGCAAACCAGCACUUGCCCCAGUAGUCUGUUAAAAGGCUAUACAGGGGAUAUUUUCCUUUUGUGUGUGUGGCGUUUGUGUAGCAUUUAUCACGAACAUUGGGACUGCUUGUCAUCACCAAAGACAUGUGAGACAUCCACCACAGCCUGCACAAAUAAGCAUCCGUGCUAGGUUAGGGAGAGCACUGAAGCAUCUCUAAUCCACCUUGAGAAAUAUAUAAUCACUUAAAUUAUACACGUACAGUCACAUCCCUUUUUUUUGUCAAUCAAUUGUUGGACGUUAGCCUGCCUGCUCACACCAACGUACCCCCCGCAUUCAAGCGUGACCCUGCUGACCUUCCGAGAUCUGAAGCUAAGCAGGGUGAUUCAGAAAAGCCAUAAUGAGUGUUAAAGUCUAAUUUCAGGAGGGUCAUUCGUUGGACUCUUUGGCGAAUACUUGAUAUUUUUAAAAAGUGUAUUGUUGUUAUUGUUUUCCCGCUAAACUUUGCUAUGUACAUCUGCCCUGCUACUUCUGCCAGUGACCAUCGGUUUCUACAACACCCCCGGCGCGCCUGAUGAUGUGAAUGGUUCUCCCCGUAGAAACAAUGAGCGACGCGGGAUUCCUGGCGGCACCGGUGCUGCUGCUGCUGCUCGUCAGCCUGGCCUCGGCGUCUCUGGAACAAGCGGCAUCACGCGACGAUGACAGCGCCGAACGUCCGCUGAGCAAGCGCCACUCGGAGGGAACCUUCACAAGCGACUACAGCAAGUACCUGGAGAACAAGCAGGCCAAGGACUUUGUACGCUGGCUCAUGAACGCCAAGCGUGGCGGCAGUGAGCUGCAGCGGAGGCACGCUGACGGCACCUUCACCAACGACAUGACCUCCUACCUGGACGCGAAGGCUGCCCGCGACUUUGUCAGCUGGCUCGCCCGCUCCGACAAGUCGCGCAGGGACGGAGGGGAUCACCUGGCCGAGAACUCCGAGGACAAACGCCACGCGGAGGACGUGAACGCGCUGCUCGACAGGACGAUGGCCAAGACCUUCAUCGAGUGGCUGGAGAAGCAGAACAGCAACGACCAGGCAAGGGCUGAGCAAACCAUGAACAAACCCAGCUGGCGGGGACAGGCACGUCAGUCGUCUGUCAGGGCCUAUAGAAUAUGGCCUAAAUCAGUGUUCUUCAUUGCAAGGCCCUUCGAGCCACUGGCGGCGCCUCGUGGCCUUUAGUGGGGCCCCUGACGUGCAGCUCCCGACAAUACACAAAUGUGAAAGCACCCUAUCAUGAUGCUGUCAAAUCAAAUGAUUUCAAAUGUGUGGCGGCCCUCACACUGAUGUUUUAUCGGCGAAAGUGGACCACCUUUGAAAAUUAGUGUUGAACGUUGUAACAAAAAAGUGGCUUUAUUAUGGAUUGACUCACUCCUGCCAUGGGCGUGUGAAAUUUCCAUACCUGGUCGGGGCUGUCAACGGUAGGGGAGCACCACUCCACGCACGUUGGAGCUGGGGGGGGGGGGGAAACUUCUGCUUUUGAUUUAAUGUAAGGACUAUCCGUGCGCAUGUCGUACUUGGAUUUGCUGUCAUGACCAGAUUUGUGCUCCGUAAUUCUG
Molecule: messenger RNA, 3089 nt
Organism: Petromyzon marinus (sea lamprey)
Lineage: Eukaryota; Metazoa; Chordata; Hyperoartia; Petromyzontiformes; Petromyzontidae
Source: RefSeq, a predicted model, not a curated record